UUUGUAACAACUGUACUUCACAACUCCAUGAUUUUAGGAUUUACUGCAAAGGAACUGUCUUCUGAUGACUAUACAAUCUCAGGUGGAACAGCACAUCCCUGUUACAGAGAAUGCAAAGAAAAUGAAGAUCCUAUGAUAUGUCACUACAAUUUUACUGUUGGCUUAUUCACAACAAUGAGCAUUCAAUGUGGAGACUGCCCAGAUGUUGAAGAAGACUGCAGCAAGCCUGGAUGUAUUACAGCUGGUGGGGCAGUGCGUUCUGUAUCAGUUGUUAACCAGCGCAUACCAGGGCCUGCAAUAUUGGUAUGUCAUAAUGACAUAAUUGUAGUGAAUGUCAUAAAUGCCUUUGAUAAUGAGGGUACUGUGAUACAUUGGCAUGGUCUACACCAACGUGGAAGACAAUACAUGGAUGGUGUUCCUUACGUCACACAAUGUCCUAUUCAGCCAUACAAUGAAUUUCAGUACAGUUUUAAGGCAGAUGUUGCAGGAACUCAUCUAUGGCAUGCACACAUAGGUUUCCAAGAGGCUGACGGUCUCUUUGGAGCUAUGAUUGUACGUCAACCUCCAGCCAAAGAACCCAAUAAUGACCUCUAUGACAAUGACCUACCGGAACACACAAUUAUUGUUUGGCAUUGGUUCAAUGAACCAACAAGGGAUGUGGUUAAAACAGUACUAAAUAGAAAUGAAAAUCUUUUUGGAAAUGGCUAUAUAAUAAAUGGAAAAGGAAAUUUUCUUGAUAAUGAAACCUUCACAAUGCCAAGAGAGGUGUUUAAUGUUUCACAGGGUUCCAGGUACCGCUUUCGGCUUAUUUUCAAUGCAGCUAUCUAUUGCCCAGUUGAAGUAUCAGUUGAUAAUCAUAAGCUAUUGCUCAUCGCGAGUGAAAGCUCAUCUUUUGAACCUAUUCAAGUUGACUCUUUUAUAAUAAAUGGUGGUGAGCGUUAUGAUUUUGUGAUUGAGGCUAAUCAGGCACCAGGAAACUAUUGGAUGAGAUUCCGUGGAAUGGGCUCCUGCCACAAAACCGAUGAAUAUUCUGGCAAGUUUGUUGAAGCUCAUGCAGAGGCUGUACUACAUUAUGAUGAUGCAUCUGUGACCACAACACUACCUGAUGGAAUUCCUACUUAUGAAGAAGGCUAUGCCUCUGGAGUGCUUUUCAAUCCAGUUCAGGAAAUGAACCCUGACUACCUUGAAAAUAGAACUAUUAUUAGAGUUUCUGAUCUUAAAAACAUGGAUAUUGAUUCUGCAGUGGAUGUUAGUGGAACUCCAGAUAAAAUAGUGUACCUUGGCUUUUACUCCAAAUCAUACGACUCAUUGCAGAUACCAGGCCCAUAUCCUCAAGUAAACAAUGUUACUUUUAAAUAUCCACCAGUGCCUUUGCUAACCCAGAGAAAUUUGAUAUCUUCUGAAAAUUUCUGCCCAAAUAUACAACCUGAGAGUAGUGAAUGUGAUGAUGAAUUCUGUAACUGCCCGUAUGUUAUUGAAUUUGAUUUGGGUGAUCUUGUGGAAAUAGUGCUUGUAGACCCAGGGACCAAUCAAGACCAUCCUUUCCACAUGCAUGGUUAUCAUUUCCAUGUGGUUGCUAUGGAACUUCUAGAAGAAGAAGAAAUUGUGUCACUUGUCCGGGUGAAAGAAAUGAAUGAAAAUGGUGCAAUAAAUAAGACUCUUGAAGGAGCACCUCUUAAAGAUACUAUAUCUGUUCCAAUGAGAGGUUAUACAGUAAUUAGAUUCAAAGCAGACAAUCCUGGAUACUGGUUCUUUCACUGUCAUAUAUCAAACCAUGCAGAACUUGGUAUGGGUGUAGUACUGAAAGUUGGUAGACAUGAUGAGAUGGUAUCAAUUCCAUCCGAUUUUCCGCAGUGUGGAAACUGGAAGUGGACUUACCAUGAAGAAGUUGCUGGAUCAGCAAGAUCUUGUGGAAGUUUAGUGGCACUGUUGUUUUGUUUGUCCCUCCUGGAAGUGUAUUACAUAGGCAUGGUGUGAUAUGUUCUGUAUUUAUUGAAUUAAAAUUAUUUUAUUCUCAAAAUAACUAAUUUCAAGCAACUUUGUUCUGUUAUGGUUUAAUAGUUUUGGAAAUUUUUAUAUAAUAAAUUUAAAGGUUCUUGCAGAGUGA
Schistocerca serialis cubense is the source of this 2107-nucleotide messenger RNA. RefSeq lists its product as uncharacterized. The coding region runs from base 28 to 1977 and encodes 649 amino acids. The record is from RefSeq and is a predicted model, not a curated record. Gene Ontology annotation, cellular component: plasma membrane. Gene Ontology annotation, biological process: iron ion transport. Gene Ontology annotation, molecular function: copper ion binding; oxidoreductase activity. The transcript has 11 exons. Lineage: Eukaryota; Metazoa; Arthropoda; Insecta; Orthoptera; Acrididae.